AUCGAAGCUUGCUUUGACCUAGUUUCUGUAUCAUAUGACUCAACAGGCCUCAAGGUGUCGUAUCCAUGCUCUUUUUUAAGUAUAUGUUGAGUUCUUUGCAGGGUUCAAUAAACUUGAACAUGGAAGCGUGUGCAGCGAUAUUGUGACACGAACCCCGGCCAUAUAAAGCUCUGUCUCUGCCUGCAUUCUUUACAUCUCUCACCUCCCUCACACCGAGAAGUUAGAACAGAAGCUAUCGCCAAUACCGCGUAGGUAAUCAUCCCACGAAAAAUGGCAUCUGACAUCGCAGCCGUGAAAGCCAAAUACGCCGGCCGACCACGAGAAACCCUCAAACUUCUCUACGACCACGAACUGCCCAACUGCCCGGGGAAGUCCAUCGUCGGCCUCGAGCUGAGCUACGCGCCGGGCGGGUGGAGCCCGCCGCACCGGCACGCGGGCGCGACGGUGGUGGCCUACGUGCUCGAGGGGGAGUUCCUCAGCGGCAUGAACGGCCACGCGCCCAAGGUGUACCGGCCGGGGGAGCAGUUUGUCGAGCUUCCCGGCUGCCACCACACCGUGUCGGACAAUGCAAGCAGCACCGAGCCUAUGAGGGCCAUCGUCGUGUUUGUGGUGGAUACGGCUGUGCUGAGGACGGAGAGGGGGUACGCGGCGCUGGUGGAGGUUGAUCAAGGCUGGGAGGAUGCUUGA
Molecule: messenger RNA, 687 nt
Organism: Chaetomium strumarium
Lineage: Eukaryota; Fungi; Ascomycota; Sordariomycetes; Sordariales; Chaetomiaceae
Product: RmlC-like cupin domain-containing protein
Exons: 2
Coding region: 271-687 (138 amino acids)
Source: RefSeq, a predicted model, not a curated record